Molecule: messenger RNA, 2462 nt
Organism: Hemicordylus capensis (graceful crag lizard)
Lineage: Eukaryota; Metazoa; Chordata; Lepidosauria; Squamata; Cordylidae
Gene: RGS7BP
Product: regulator of G protein signaling 7 binding protein
Exons: 6
Coding region: 752-1519 (255 amino acids)
Biological process (GO): G protein-coupled receptor signaling pathway
Cellular component (GO): neuron projection; postsynapse; nucleus
Source: RefSeq, a predicted model, not a curated record
CUUCGGAGAGCGGCUCAAGGCGAGCCACUAGAGCUGAACAAUUAGAGCCCGGGAAACGAAUCCCCACAUCGAGGCGCUGCGCCUGCGCGCGUCCCACUCCGACUCAUAUACACACGCGCACAUGCAUCCGCUCCCUUUCUCUUCUGCAGCGGCGGGGAGGGAGGGGGGCCGCCAGAAGCUGGUGCGGCUCUCUCUGUUUGGAGGACACAAAGCGGCGGCUCCACUGGCAACCGCGCAGGGCUCUUGGAAAGGGCUGCGUUUCCCUCCUCCCUUCUGAAUGGAAGCGCUGUUUUGUAAAGCGCCCUUGGAUUUACCGUCUCUGGCGAUCGCGGGCGGAGAGGAGGAGGAGGAGGAAGAGGCAAGCAGGCUCCGCGAGAAGCGAUCGCUCCAGGGAGUGAAAUGCUGCUGCUACUGCUCUUGAAGGGAAGAAGUUGUUUAGCAUCCCUCGGCCCGACCUCGUUGCUGUAGCCGAAGAAGAAGAGAUGCUGCAAGGCACGGCUGCCUCACUGGCUUCCACCUCCUCGGCUGCCCCCUUGCAAGCGGAAGGCACCCAGGGGCCAAAGCAGCCAUCAUCGCAUCUGUGAGGGGAGCGAGGGCAGGGGCAUCAAGUGAUUCUGGAUCCCUCUGGACUCAUCGACGCGGUGGUGCUGCUGCUGCCGCCGCCGGCGGGGGCUGGCGCGGUGGAAAAUCGUUGCCCGCCCCGGCUGGGCUCAGUGUAGUAGCGGCUUUUGCUUGGUGGAUGUGUGUGUGAAUGAGUUCUGCACCGAAUGGGCGCAAAAAGCGCCCCAAGUCCACGGGCUCCAUCUUCCAGAUCAGCAAAACGCCGCUGCACAGCAGGGACUGUGAACGCAGAGGUAGCACCUCGGAGGGCGCCUACAAGACCCAGAGAGCGCUGGAUGACUGCAAGAUGCUUGUCCAGGAUUUCAACACCCAGGUGGCCUUGUACCGUGAGUUGGUCAUUUCCAUUGGGGACGUCUCAGUCAGUUGUCCAUCUUUACAUGCUGAAAUGCAGAAGACUCGAACCAAAGGAUGCGAGAUCGCCUAUCAGGCACACCAAAAGCUAGCGGCGAUCUCUGGCCCAGAAGAUGGUGAGAUUCAUCCUGAAAUAUGUAGACUAUAUAUCCAGUUGCAGUGUUGCUUAGAAAUGUACACAACAGAGAUGCUAAAAUCCAUAUGCCUCCUAGGAUCGCUUCAACUUCAUCGAAAAGGGAUGGAGAGUUGUGCAGUAUCUAAGAUCAUAGACAGUAAAGUAGAGGAGAGUUCAGAAGUUCCAAUUUUAGAAGAUACAUCGUCUUCACCAAUAGACAUCCAACAACAUGUAUGGCAAGUUUCCACAGAUAUUGAAAACACCGAGAGAGAUAUGAGAGAAAUGAAAAACCUUUUAAGCAAACUCAGGGAGACUAUGCCUUUGCCAUUGAAAAAUCAAGAUGAUAGCAGCCUCCUAAACUUGACUCCUUAUCCAUUAGUGCGAAGACGGAAGCGAAGAUUCUUUGGACUGUGCUGUCUUGUCUCCAGCUAGAAGCCCCAGAACAGAAGUGCACGGAUGACCACAGCCAAUACAAUUUGACCUUUAGUGGGAUACACUUAAAUGCUUUAAGUGAUCGUGUGUGUUUUCUACACUGCCCUAAUUAUAUUUCUUCCCCUCCUUUUCAAGAGUUUUACAGUUCGUUGCUGACAAGAUCCAAAUCGCAAAACCAAUGUAACAUUAUUAAGUAUAUUUUUUAAAACUUUUUUUAUGGCAUACUGCAUGUCUACUUUAAACCAUUUUGUGAUUAGAUGCAACCACUAUGACAAUUGAAUAAAACAUGCAGAGUUUUUUUAGUUUAGUGUACAAGCCACCACACCCAAUUGUGUACUGUACAAUAGUAUGACUGUAGCUCUUGCUAGUAUGAUGUUAAACUAUUUGAACAUAUUCUAUUAAGCAAUCUUAAUCCAUAGAAAACUAUUUAGAACAGCAAAACUGUGCUUAAGUUCUAAAGUGCUAAAAUAAACGGAGCCAAUAUAGUAAAAGAACAUGCACAAACUCUCCUAUUGCUUUUUGUGCGCCCAUUCAUAUUUAGUCUUCCACGCUAUAUCUCAAUUUAUCCAAGAUCUUCAUAGUACAAUAUCUUAAUUUCUAAUACGCAAGCAACAUAACAUUGAUAGGUUGAACCUGUAAAUAUGAAAUAGUUAUAAUAUCUACAUAUUGUACAAUGCAUAGAAAUAGCUAAUUUACUUUUUUUUCAAAGUAUCUAUUUCAGCUUUGGGAAGAAAGGACUAAACAUUUAAAAGAUGGUGUAGGAAACUAUACAAUCCACAGAUGUAAAGCAGAUUAUCCCAUUUUGUUUCCAUUAAAGGUUGAAGCAUGGUGUCUGCACAUCGACUUAGUGUUAACUGCUUAUAGGGCAUGCCAGAAGUAGCUCUGACUGUAAAAUAUUAAACAUUUUACAUUGUUAAUAAAUAUUUUUUAGUUAAAACUAAAA